AUGCGCGAGCUGCACGCAUUUUCUCCGUCGCCGUCGACCUCCGCGUCGUCCACGCCGUCGGCUGCGGCAACGCCCAAGAGUGGAAAGGCGUCUCGGGCGCGCGUGUUACACGUCUCAAAAUCGAAGCCGCUCCCGUGUAAACUGUGCAAGGAGACGCACUUUAUCCUGCACUGCCCCGAGUUCACGAAGAUGACAGUCGCUCAACGGAAGGCGAAGGUCAACGCGCAUCAAUUGUGUGGGAACUGCCUGUCCAGCUUCCACCUGGCGCGCGAUUGCACAUCCGCCAAGCGCUGUCAAGUGUGCCACGACGCGCAUCAUACCCUGCUGCAUGCAGAUAAUCCGGUCGGGUCCGACAACCAGCGGGCCGCGGAAGCGCAGACCGCGGCGCACGUGGGGUGGCAACCGCGUGCGAAAUCAGUGAUUUUGGCGACUGCGCGAGUGCAACUGCAGGUCGAGUCCGGACGCUCGACCGUCGUGCGUGCCCUUGUCGACCAAGGGUCCGAACUCAACUUUAUCUCGGAAGCCGUGGCACAGCGGCUGCAAGUUACGCGUCGCUCGGUUCGCGUGCGCGUUACCGGGAUGGGCGAGACCGAGACCGCUCUCGCCCGCGCGGCGACAACCGUUGCGCUUCGCUCGCUGACGAGAGAUCCGUACGCGCGGCAACUCGACGCGCUCAUUCUACCGCGCUUAACGUCUUACAGACCUCCGGUCUGUUUUUCGUCUACUCAGUGGAAGCACAUACAAGGACUCGAACUCGCCGAUGACUUUACCAGCGCUACGGGGAUCGAAGCGGUUCUAGGCGCGGAAGUCUACGCGGACAUCCUCAUGGGCGACAUCCGCAAGCGCGAGAGGGGAUUGCCAGUGGCGCAGUCAACACAGCUCGGCUGGCUGCUGACGGGCACGGUCGCCGACGCGACCGCAUCGGAGCAGCUGAAUGACUGCUCGCUUCACUGCCAAAAGGACGAGGUAGCGGAACAACUACGUCGAUUCUGGGAGGUCGAGGAGCUGCCGUCCGCGUCUCCUUGGAGCAAGGAGGAGACGGAAUGCGACGAGCAGUACACGGCCACGCAUCAGCGCGCGGCGGACGGCCGCUACAUCGUUCGGCUGCCAAGACGGGAGGCGACGGACGGCACUGAACUUGGCGACUCGAGAGCGGUAGCGCGAGCUUUCCUGCUACGUCUCGAGCGUCGCCUCGCACGAAGUUCCAUCCUGCGAGAGGAUUACACGCGGUUCCUCCGCGAUUAUGAGGCACGGGAGCACAUGACACGAGUCGGCGACGACGACGGCAAACGCGCGGCCGGCUACUUCAUGUCGCAUCAUCCCGUGUUCAAACCUACGCCGGACGGAUCCAAGGUCCGCGUGGUUUUCAACGCUUCGCAGCCCACGUCGACGGGAGUCUCCCUUAACAAUGUGCUGCAGGUGGGGCCACGACUCCAGCAGGAGCUGCGGGAGGUGCUGCUGCGUUGGAGGAUGCACAGAGUCGUCUUCGCGGCGGACAUCGAACAGAUGUUCCGCCAAAUCGCUGUACAUCCCGAAGAUUGGCCGCUGCAGCAGAUCCUCUGGCGCGAAGAUCCGGAGCAGCCUAUCGGGUGCUAUCGCCUCAACACGGUGACAUAUGGUACGGCGAGCGCACCGUACUUGGCGAUACGCACCCUGCUGCAGCUGGCGCACGACGAACAAGACCGCUUCCCGGAUGCCGCGGCUCUGCUGCGACGCGGCACCUACGUCGACGACGUGCUAGGUGGAGCGGACUCCCUGAAUGAGGCGAAAGUGUUACAGUCCGACCUAAGACAGCUGCUCAAGGCGGGCGGCUUCAAUCUCAGGAAGUGGGCUUCCAGCCGAGUGGAACUUCUGGAGGGCAUCGCCCACGAGGAUCGAGAGGCGAUGGUGGAACUCGGGAAUCAUGAGCGGGCGACCAUAAUGCUGGGCGUACACUGGGUGCCGGAGUCGGACGUCUUUCGGUUUACCCAUCGUCCGCCGGUGCCACCCAGAAUCACCAAACGCGCCAUUCUCUCGGCAAUCGCGCGCCUCUUUGACCCGCUCGGUUGGUUGGCGCCGAUCGUAGUGGUCGCGAAGAUCUUGUUACAGGAACUCUGGCUACGAGGAGCGGAUUGGGACGAAGACGUCUCGCCGGACAUGGAGACUCGGUGGCGGAGGUUCUGCGAGGAACUCCCUGCCGUGGCUGACCUUUCGGUGCCAUGA
Messenger RNA from Nylanderia fulva, 2202 nucleotides. RefSeq lists its product as uncharacterized. NCBI's taxonomy places the organism in Eukaryota, Metazoa, Arthropoda, Insecta, Hymenoptera, Formicidae. The record is from RefSeq and is a predicted model, not a curated record.